Callorhinchus milii (elephant shark) is the source of this 3714-nucleotide messenger RNA. It is a transcript of the gene fbxw10, whose product is annotated as F-box and WD repeat domain containing 10. The record is from RefSeq and is a predicted model, not a curated record. Lineage: Eukaryota; Metazoa; Chordata; Chondrichthyes; Chimaeriformes; Callorhinchidae. The coding region runs from base 1 to 3522 and encodes 1173 amino acids. Gene Ontology annotation, molecular function: protein binding. The transcript is spliced from 15 exons.
AUGGACGUCCCGAGGAGUCGGGAAGUCACCGAGUUUCACUUGGGGACCAGUCUGACGCGCAGGUGCUUCUACGACGGCUGCUUCACGGUCCCGUGCGGCUCCUGCGAAACGUGCGUCCUCUCGGCCAAGUUGGACAUCACCGCGCAGUGGUUCCCCAGAGCCGGAGAGCUCUCCAAGAGGCGCUUCCUGUCGGGGAUAGUCCGCAGGUUUCACAGUCUGGACCUCCUGCAGCAGAUCUCUCGGGUUCUCCAACCGACCACCAGCAAAGACUACACUUACUCCCGAUCCCGAAUCAUCCCCAGUCUGACCGAGGACAUGAGCAACCAGAGCAGCGACCGCGCUCUGGACAGGGACUUCCUGAGGAAGACCAUGAUGGAGACCUGGGAGUGGUUCGUGCUGAGUAAAUAUUGGACGAAAGUGAAUUACUCUCUGGGUUUGCUGCACAUGUGCGACUCUGAGCUGCUUCACGUCACCGGCAAUCUGAUCCGUUUGCUCAUUCUCAGAAAGCAAACCAUGGUGAUGUGUGAGACAACAGUGGCCCAUAUGAAAUCAACGUUGUUGCACAGCGAAAUAAAAAGACAAAAGGACGAUCUAAUGUCUUGGAAAAAGGAAAUGAAGUUCUGCGAUGAUCCCUCUCAGAACUCUGAAAAUCCAGCUCUGAUGAUAGUUGCCACUUCCUUCAAGUCUACCUCAGGGGUCAGUAAAAACAAGGACUUUAUCCGCUGUCUUCCUGUUCAUCUGUCAAAAUAUAUUCUUGGUAUGUUGGAUCUGACGUCACAGAAGAAUUGCCUGUCUGUCUCCCGUCACUGGAAUUGUCUGACCACCGAGAUUGAGAAGGACAUGCAGACUCAACUAUUUAUUCUUCAGGAGUCCCAGACAAUGAAGAUAAACUUUGUUGUGAAAAUGGGCUCCUCCCCUUUCCUCCCCAUGUGUUUGGGGGCAAGAACUAUAUCUUACGCUUCUCCUUACUAUGACAAACACGAACGAAAGAAACUAGGUGGCAAAGAACGGGCGAAAAAGAUAAAGAGCAGUGUAAAAAAGCGUAAAGAGGGCAAAGCAGAGAAAGAACAAAGAAGCAAGAAAAGUUCACGAAAAUUGACUCACGCAGAAAAAUGCAAGAAGUCACCAGAGAAGCAAAACGUCAAGAAAAUAAAGCUAAUCAAACCGAAGCGUGCAGAACCGAGAAUAGUUGAGGGGACAGCAGCACAAGGGGUCAGCUCAGUAUAUGCCAAAGUCAUUGGUAUUCCUGUCCCGAACGUCGAUACAGACGGACAUAUCAUGAUUGAUUAUGACAUUCCAUCAGUUACAAUAAAACCCAAGCAAACAUUAGCUCUGAUACCCAUGUACAACGGGUUUCGGACUGAAAUAAUACAGAUGGAGGAGAGGAAUGUUUUCUGUGGGCCAUACAAUGUACUGAUACUUAAAGAAGAGAGCAACCCCAACAGGGUAAUUGAUUAUGCUGGUGAACAACUGAUAGCAACUGGCUCAUCGGACAAACAUAUCAGACUGUUAGAUAUCAAGCAAGCCAAAGAGCUGCCCCUCGUAAUCCAGGGACACACUGCAGGCAUCAAGGCCUUGAUCAUCUGUGAGAAGCGGGGCUUUGUGAUCAGUGGCAGCUACGACCUCAGCAUCAGACAGUGGAACCUGAAGAACGGCAAUUGUUUGAACGUCUUCCGAGGCCACAUAGGAACGGUUACUUGUCUCGCCCUGCAUGAAAACAAGAUGGUUUCAGGGGGGAAAGACUGCCAGGUUAAAGUCUGGAACCUUCUGACAGGAAAAACUAUCUGCAACUUUAUGCACUCAAAGCACAUCCUGGCUGUGAAAAUCAGUGAACAGUUUGUGGUAAGCUCCUGUGAGCAGGGGAUAGUGAAAGUCUGGAACGUGAGCCCACCUUCAGUCAUCAAGAUCCUGGAAGGCCACCAUGGACCUGUCACAUGCUUGUCUUUUGACCAGUGGCAUUUGGUCAGUGGAAGUAAAGACACGUAUAUUAUGGCCUGGAGUAUGGUUGGCAAAUACAAGCACUGCUUAAUGGUUUUCAAACAUCCAAAGGAGGUUUUGUGUUUGGAGUUUACUUACAUGCGUGUGAUCAGUGGGUGUAAAGAUGGAAACAUCAGGAUCUUUGACCUUUGCAAUGCUAACUGUCUAAGAGUAUUGAGAGCAAACAGCAACAUGGAUGCGGUACUUUCCCUCAACAUUGCAGAAAACAGGAUUGUUGUAAACACCUUGUCCAAUGUGCUGGUAUUUUACUUCGAAGACGUGAGAUGGGAUUACGGAGCAGCUGCAGCACUUGUUGCCAUUGUCAGACCAAAAGAUAAGUUUAGUGCAGCUCCACUAAGGAAGCAGCCCCACAGCUAUGUUCGUGCCCAGCGAAUGAAAAUAAUUGGAUCAACCAAUGAAAAGAUCUAUCGGAGAGAGGUGGAUGAAGCAGAAGAGGGUGUAUCCAGGCUGUCCCACCAUGCUCGCAGCCUGUCCAGCAAAAACAUGGAGCUGGCAAGGAAUAUUCAAAUUGAAUCGAUGAAACUGGAGACUCGUCGUAAAAAGCCCUGUCGCAAGCAACUAACAGAUCCAGAAUCCAAGGUUUCUCCAGUUCCACUUGCCUCCAAAAGCCCAGACAUGAUGGUCCAAGUCAGUCCGAGGCAGGAAACACACUCUAAUAUUGCCUCUGAUGCAAAACCCCUCUCAGCAGCAUCGCGCAAGAUAUUGGCAAGUGAGAAGAGAACAUUAGAGCGGAUAAAGACACGUGGGCCCCACAGACCUAGGACCCCGGACCAGAUUUAUAUGUCUAUUGCAUCCAUGCAGCGCUUGCCCAGAGGAGACAAGACGGAUGAAAACACUCUGUACAAUAUUUCACUUUCGCAGGAAUGGGGUCCACGUCCCACUGGUCCGGACAGCUGCAAAGUAAUCAGUGAAACCGCAGAGAAGUCUCUGAAAAAGAUUCCGGACACAUUCAAUGCCCGCCAGUCCACAGAUGGCUGUGUGUGCAUCAAAACAAUCAUCACUCCCUUUGAGGUGAGAGAGCAAGAAUUGAAGCAGAAUUUCAGUUUGCACAGCCAUAAUGUGAAGUGUUUUAUACCCAGACCUGUUCUGAUACGUUCAAAGUCAGCCCAGUGCUAUGGAGAAACCCCUUUCCAUCUUAAAAGUGAGAAGAUCAGACCUCAAACUGCAGUGGAUGAUAUCAUUGAGAACCACCUGGCUUUUCCAAAAGACCAGCAACGGAGCUCUGUCGCUCCACAAGGAACAAAGCCAACUGUGUCAUUCGAUAAACUGAUUGUAGACAAACGACCACCUAUGGACCCAUAUCGAAACCGGAGCGGUUUCUACCUCAGGACACUGAAGGAACAGAAAGAAUACACAGAAAGAAUUGCGCAGAGUCAUAGCAAAAGUCAGGAAAUGGAAACUGAGCAGAAGGACAAAGCAAGCCGGCAAGCUUGGCUCAGGAGAGUCAAGGGCCUUCCCAUUGAGUAUUUCACCAAGGAAGGGAUGCUAUCAGCCCCUGAAUUGGGGUCUAAUAGUUAUAUAUGAGCUCAUGGAAUCUCAUAUUGAUUAUAUGUGAUAUACAUACAUAAUGUACUGGCAGUAGGUAACAAUUCACAUGUAUAUUGUAAGACUGCUGUGGGUCUCAUGAGCCCUGGCUGAUUGGAGUUAGACAGCAAAACUGCUACAGCAGACAUGUUUGAUUUAGAUGCAGAGUACAUGUUCGUUCAUCCUCUAAAA